Molecule: messenger RNA, 264 nt
Organism: Staurois parvus
Lineage: Eukaryota; Metazoa; Chordata; Amphibia; Anura; Ranidae
Source: the annotation of a GenBank genome assembly
AUGUACUGUUUACAGUGGCUGCUUCCUGUCCUUUUGAUUCCAAAGCCACUGAAUCCAGCGCUUUGGUUUAGUCACUCAGUGUUUAUGGGCUUCUACUUACUGAGCUUCUUAUUGGAAAGGAAACCAUGCACCAUCUGCGCCUUGGUCUUUCUGGGUGCCCUCUUCCUCAUUUGCUACAGCUGCUGGGGCAACUGCUUCUUGUAUCACUGCAGCGGCAGCCAGUUGCCAGACUCUGCCAAUGACCCUGAUGUGGUUGGCACCUAG